GUUGUGCUGUGGAUGGUCAUCCACCCCCAAACAUCACCUGGCUCUACUCUGGCAAGCCUCUCAGUCUGCGCCAUCACCUCCUGGCAGCGGGCCAGAUUCUUCAGAUACUCAACAUCAGUGAUGCUCCCAAUGGUGAAUUCAGCUGCAUUGCUCAGAAUGAGGCUGGCUCACUGACACAAAAAGCAUCCCUGGCUAUACAAGAAUACCAGUGGUCAGUGGACAAGCUGAUGGCUUGCUCAGCUUCCUGUGGCCACAAAGGGGUGCAGCUGCCCCAGUUAAGGUGCUUACUGGAUGGGGUUGAAGUCAACAUAACCCACUGCAAAGAGAAGCCCAAGCCAGCCCUGCAGCCUGUCGCAUGCAACAGGAGAGACUGCCCCUCACGAUGGAUGGUAACGUCAUGGUCUCCUUGCACACAGAGCUGUGGUGGAGGCAUCCAGAUGCGGCGAGUGACAUGUCAGCGGCUAACAGCAAAAGGCAGCUCUGUCCCAGUGUCAAAUGAGGCAUGUGUCCAGGUGUCCAAGCGCCCUGUGGACACACAGACCUGUAACAGGCAGCCCUGUGUUGAGUGGAUGGCCUCCUCCUGGGGCCAGUGUAACGGGCCUUGCAUUGGACCACGACUUGCUGUACAGCACAGACAGGUAUUUUGCCAGACCAAAGAUGGGACUUCUGUGUCAUCUGAUCAAUGCAGUACCUUGCCAAGGCCGCUGAGUACCCAGAACUGCUGGACGGACGCCUGCGGCGUGCACUGGAGGGUCAGCCUGUGGACCGUCUGCACGGCCACUUGGGGCAACUACGGCUUCCCGCCGCUUCAGAAAGAAAAGCGUGAAUCUCAAACAGACUACUGGCUAUAG
Molecule: messenger RNA, 851 nt
Organism: Merops nubicus (carmine bee-eater)
Lineage: Eukaryota; Metazoa; Chordata; Aves; Coraciiformes; Meropidae
Product: ADAMTS-like protein 1
Exons: 6
Biological process (GO): extracellular matrix organization
Cellular component (GO): extracellular matrix
Molecular function (GO): metalloendopeptidase activity
Source: RefSeq, a predicted model, not a curated record